AAGUUAGUAAUUUCCGAAAGCAAAGCAGAAGAAAGUGCAGCAGCAGCAGCUUCUCCAGCAAUGGCCGAAAUCUCAGAAGCUCCAGACUCCGAUUCCUCCAAAUUAUUCGGCAGUGAUAGUAAAGCACCACAACGACCCGAUUCUGAACCCGAAUUCGACCCUAAAUUGAUGCGUAAAACCAAACCCGGAUUGAAGCGCCUCUUUCUUACCUUCUCCGUCCUCUUUUCCUUCCUCCUUGGUUUCCCAUUCUUAUGGAAAUCCGUCGAAAUCUACCGUUCUCCUCUGCCGUUUCGCGAAAUCGACUCGCUCUCGACUCAGCUUCGAUCCGACACUUUACUCUUUCCGCUCCAUUUCCACGCCCUUUUCGUGGGAUUCGAUUCCGAUCCGGAUCGCCUCCGUUGGUCAAUCCUCUCCGAAAUUACCAAACUGACCUCUCAAAACCCUAAAUGCUCCGACAACUACACUCUCUCCGUCACCGUGGACUUAGGUUCCCGUUGCCUCCGAGGCCGAACCUCGUCCCCACAUUCGAGUUCUUACCAGUGCGGAUCGGUCACUGGCGGUGAUUUUGUCCAGAACGAUGACGUGGCGGUCGAUGAGAGGUUGGCGUCGGUUUUUGGCGGGAAAAACAAUGAGUAUAGUAUGGCGGUGGUGAAGGGUGUGAGUGAGAGAGCUGUUGUUGGGAAGUAUAGGCACGCGUGGAUGGUAGUUGGCGAUGGCAGCGAUGUGGAGAUGGCAGUGGUGAAGGUUGCGGAAGUGCUUAUCAAGGUGUUCAUUAAUGGAGGGAGAGAGGAAGGGUUGAUCCGGAAUGAGUUUAUGCCUGUUGGAGCCGAUGGCAAGAUCGUUCUUUCCUUCAAUUUGCUCAAUGCGGAUCCCCAUGAUUGGGUUUAUGAUUGGGAUUUUGAAAAGAUUGAUGAUACCUUGUUAACCCCUAUGAUAGAGGCUUUGGGACCUGUGGCAAACAUCAGUGUAGAGAGUCAGGUUUUGUACCAUACACCAAAGGCCUCAUUCUCUUAUUGGAAUCAAAAGUUGGAGAGCUAUGUCUUUAGCACCAAAGAUCUUCCUUUCUUUGUAAAUUCCAAUGAAUGGCACUUGGAUACUUCAAUUGCAGCUGGUGGGAGAUCAAAGAUAUUGCAAUUUGCGGUAUAUGUACCAUCUGCAAAGGAAUGCCCUCUUCUUCUCCAGCUGCCAAAUGGAGAGAUUUCUAAGACAAAUGGCUUUAUAUCUCCAAUGUGGGGAGGUGUUAUUGUUUGGAAUCCCCAAGGCUGUUUAAGGGAUUCAGAAUUCAAGCCCAGUGCCAAGAACAUAAUUCCCAUACAGGACCUUGAGAAUAUGUUUGAAGUAUUCAUUGGGCAAUUCCGGCAACUAUUUGGUUUCAAAUCUUUGAAUGUUUACACGGGUGCAUCAGGCGAUUGGAACCUUCUGCCUAGUGAAAGAGGUUUUACCGAGUGGGAAUUGGACGUCUUGUCACGGCAACACACGUGUUUUAAUCUUCAUUCAUGUGCUACGACACUUGGAUCUCUUUCAAGAUUGGUUCAAUCACUGCCAAGGAUGAUUAUCAAGGAUGAGAUAGGAAAACAGGUAAAGCUUUCUCUUGAAGCAGCAAAGCUGGCACUAAGUAAUGCCUCUAGUGGAGUGUAUGAAUCUUCAGCUGCUUCAUCCAGUCAGGCAAGGUCUCUGGCAGAGGAUGCCUUUUUCCACCCAUCUAUUAUGUCUGUCAGCUACUAUUCUUUUGAGCACUGCUUUGCCGUCUACUCGCCAUUCUUUUUGCCCGUUUCGAUGCAUGUUGUGCUUGCAGCUCUAAGAGAAUUAAGAAGAUAUAAGCAAGAAAAGGCCAAGUACCUAGCUUGGAAGGCUAAAGCAAACACGGCAACAUAAAGCAAAGGCCCCAACUGCAAAAGGGAAUAUUCUAAGCCAUGGGAGAUAUUCAAGAAACAAUUUGGCGACAGGGUCCGAAACACAAUUUUUGCAGCAUUGUAACCCUACCAAUUUGCCUCAUGCCUUAUACCAUAGAAAACUUAUCUAAAAGUGGUUGAAUUUGGGACUAUUUUUUAUGAGUCCAAGUUUUGGCUAUAUGCGACUGCUGUUUGAUGGAAAUGCAAUGGAUGUAUUCUUUAUAUAA
Molecule: messenger RNA, 2119 nt
Organism: Gossypium raimondii (Peruvian cotton)
Lineage: Eukaryota; Viridiplantae; Streptophyta; Magnoliopsida; Malvales; Malvaceae
Exons: 13
Coding region: 61-1875 (604 amino acids)
Biological process (GO): attachment of GPI anchor to protein
Cellular component (GO): GPI-anchor transamidase complex
Source: RefSeq, a predicted model, not a curated record